Messenger RNA from Pseudogymnoascus destructans, 335 nucleotides. RefSeq lists its product as uncharacterized. The record is from RefSeq and is a predicted model, not a curated record. The transcript is spliced from 3 exons. NCBI's taxonomy places the organism in Eukaryota, Fungi, Ascomycota, Leotiomycetes, Thelebolales, Thelebolaceae. The coding region runs from base 78 to 320 and encodes 80 amino acids.
UCUACCGAUAUCGAAAUACUCUACACUGCAUCCCAACACCUCAGACUCAACUCCUCCACGCAACUACUGCAGUCAGAAUGCCUCUCGUCGCCCCGCAAAUCUCAGGGGAUGUGGUGCCCCAGACUCAAGACUGGACGAACAGGCUGAUGGGAAAGACGAUCGGAGACGAAAACAAUGCGACUACUUUCGCAAUGGCCGACCUGCCCGAGAACACACGGAUCAUCCCUGAGGGCCAGUCGGCAACCGCGGACUUUCAGGAGAACAGGCUGAAUGUCCACCUUGCGAAGGACGGGACGGUGCGCGAGGUUAACCAGGGAUAGAUGGAAUAUCCGGGA